AUGUCAUUCGAUGACUACGCUCAGAUCCUUGCUCGCCCUCGCAGGCAAAAUGUAAAUUCUUCAGCGGGCUCAGUCUCUUCCAUCCAGUUGCAAAGCGACGGUGCUCCAGACGCAUCUGACACCGACGAUGACCUGCUGGCUGUGGACUCUCGCAUGGAUGAAGAUCAUGACAUGGACGGCGUUAGUGACGACGAUGUCCAUGACGAUAAUGGUCACGAAGACCAUGAAUACGGCCAGUCUAACGAAGACCAUGAUGGGGAUGUUGAGGACUCCGCUGAUGGUUGUGACCACGAAGACGAUGUAGAAGGUGAUAGUCACAAUGACAACGACGCCAAGGACACCGAUGAGGGAUCUGAGCAUGACGAGAAUAACGAAGACCUCGAAUGUGCAAAGACUUCGCCAGAUAUCUAUACUUCUUCCCAGGCAAAUCGUGAAGACCCCGCCACAUCUAAUCAAGCUUAUGCCCACGAGUCAGAUGCAGAUGAAGACCUGGAGCACGAUCACAACAACGAUCACCACAGUCUAUCGUCGCCGCCUCCUAAGCGCAGGAAGACGUCUUCGCUAGUCAAAAAUACCUCGGCCAACACUUCUCAGAACGCAAUUCGCUCGACAACCAUUCGCACCAAGCAUGCUCAUACGUCACGUUCAAGUGACAACCCCACUCCAGCUAGUAUAGUUUUUGGCCCUACAUCAGACAACAGCGCCAGUGAGAAUGAAGAAGAACUCCCAGGCCAUUUAAAGCGAGGCCAGCUAUGUCAGGAGGGCAUCGAUGAGGCUCAGGAGCUUGGACAGCAAACAGCUGAAGAAGCUCGGGUCAUUGGUGUCAAAUACGGCAAGUCCAUGCGCAGUAUUCUCAUUGAGGCUGGCCUGUCCAUCAAGCAUUCACGAUCAGAGUCUGAUUGGAACACCCACCAAUGCUGGUUCAUGGAUAAUCACUCUCACGAGGACAAAGAAUCCAUCGUUGACUGGAAAGAACACCAAUGCAAACAUUAUCAUGCAAUGGCCAAGGAGAGUGAACAGUGGGACACAAUUCGCAACUAUAGUAUUACUGGCGGCAAUACCAAACAAUCACGUGCCAAGACCAUCUUGUCAAUGAGGGAGGAUAUCGCAAGAAAGUUGUCUGCAUAUUCUUGUCUCGAAGGAGUAGAAGCUAUCGGCUGUAUAUUCGAUACAACACAAGACGAGGCUGCUCGACAGGCUUCCGGCUUUGUUGCAGGCUCCGACUUCAUAGUCAAGUUGAUCAAUGAGCAUCAACUGGACACUCGCGCAAUAUUAGAUUGGGUUGUAACCGCAACGAAAGCAAAAGGCUACAAUAUAUCCGUACCGCAGUUUAUGGGGGGAGUAGGGGCCUAUGAGAUUCUACUUUCAAAGCCAAACAAGGCUCCCCGUGACCAUUACAGAAGGAUAUGGCCAAUUAUGGUACUUGAGAACACUUCGAAGUUUGGGUAUCGACCCAAAGCAGUUCAGUGGCGGAAGCUCCUUGACUAUGCCUUCCAGUAUAAGUUCAUGAUCAAGAACUGGCCUGACGAUGUUUCCCCCAUCGGUCCCGAUUUCAACCCUCACAACCUUAGUUCACAGCAUCUCAAGCUGCUCGUUGUCCCUUUCAUCAAGCGCAAAGCACAUUCCUAUUAUGAAGCUGAACUCUGGGCCGAAGCUGAGAACUUGUUAGAGAUCGAGAAAAAGAAGUCCAAGGGCAAGCACCGAGGUCGGGAGCGCACCGUGGAAGACGUCAUAGAUGAAUUAGAUGUCAAUGUACCUGAGAUCGAGUUCACAGCUUGGUCAGAUGAGUGUCUCAAGCAGCUCAAGGACGAGGCGUCAGAGAUGUUUGACAUUCCCUUGGUGACUAGCAUCCUGGAUGUUGUGCUGUGCAAGCUGGUCGACUCCACUGAAGUUCAAGGCGUCUAUCCCUGA
Messenger RNA from Suillus discolor, 1911 nucleotides. RefSeq lists its product as uncharacterized. The record is from RefSeq and is a predicted model, not a curated record. The transcript has 9 exons. Bases 1 to 1911 code for a protein of 636 amino acids. NCBI's taxonomy places the organism in Eukaryota, Fungi, Basidiomycota, Agaricomycetes, Boletales, Suillaceae.